Messenger RNA from Dovyalis caffra, 705 nucleotides. The record is from the annotation of a GenBank genome assembly. Lineage: Eukaryota; Viridiplantae; Streptophyta; Magnoliopsida; Malpighiales; Salicaceae.
AUGGCGACUGUCGUUGAUUAUGAAUGCCGUGUUCGAAUACUACCACAAGAAAACCAACAACCAAAACACAUUAUUGAGGAAUCCCUGCACGAGAGCUCUGCAAUGUUCCCUGUAAAGUUCUUUCUCGCUAAGGUCCAGCUUCUCAUUCAAUCUCGUGAGAGAUUGGUGCAUUCUCCAGGAAGAUCAGGACCUCGGUUAAUGAACAAGAAAGUUGCUUUCUUUCCUGUUACAGAUCAUUCACUGCUCGAUCACAUUCAAGAUUUCAAAGAGAUCUUGACUGUCAUGGGAAUUCCUGCAAAUAACCAAUCAGAUAUGCUGCAAGAAAUUGAAUCUGUGGCUCGGAGCAUGGAUUCUUACGAUGGCGUCUACAUGGAGGUCAAGAUGUUGGAGUGGAACCAGCAAGAAAUUAUUCUUCCUCAUGUAGAAGAAGAUCAGGAUACAGCUAGAGCUGAGAGGGAGUCUAUGGAGGUUGAAGCUCGGCCCAUCCCGGCGACCAAGUCUUCUAUUGAUGCAUUGGAAAGAACGGUUUUCGAUGGUUUAGGAUCGGCUAGAGACUGCACGGUGUGCAUGGAAGAGAUUGAGGCAGGGAGCGAAGCUAUCCGGAUGCCGUGCUGGCAUGUUUAUCAUUCCGGUUGCAUUGUUCAGUGGUUGCGGACUAGCCAUUUGUGUCCACUUUGCCCCUAUCAUAUGCCCUGUGAAUUCUGA